AUGUCCAAAACUUCUAUCAUUAUAUCCAACUUGGAUAAUAACAUAUUCAUUACCAAAGGCGUGAAGGGUAUGACUGUACCUGAUUAUCUCAAAACAAGAGUAUUGCAAGAUUUCACUAAUGCUGAAAUGGAUUAUUGGUCGAAUUUACCAUUUCUUAAUCGAAUAGUGAUUAUAUUGAGAACAGAAGCAACUGCUUCGAAAGUACGGGAGCUUGUUACAGAGUUACUAAAGGAGUUAUCUGUAGAUGCACUGAUAACUCAACAAGAGAAUUUAUUGAGACGACAUAAACUGGCUGAUAACUUGGAUCGAGAGGAUUUCAACCAAUGGGAGGAAGAGAAUUCGGCUUUUAUAGAUUACAAAGAACCAGAACCUCAUCUUUCACCUAAAUUGCCAUCAGACGAUCUGAUGCUGCUGAACAAUGAGAAUGUUGAUGUUGGUGGCGUCCCAAGACGGAAGCAAUCAAUUACAAGAACUUUAUAUUCUCCUCCUCCUCUUCCAACUACAAGUACUUCUUCACUGCGUCCAGAUUUAUCUGUCAAUAUUCCUGGUGAUCGUUCGUAUUCUCCUCAACAAUCUCCAACUGUCACUAUAGAUGAGGUUUAG
Messenger RNA from Lizanozyma spartinae, 603 nucleotides. RefSeq lists its product as uncharacterized. The record is from RefSeq and is a predicted model, not a curated record. Lineage: Eukaryota; Fungi; Ascomycota; Pichiomycetes; Serinales; Debaryomycetaceae. The coding region runs from base 1 to 603 and encodes 200 amino acids. The transcript has a single exon.